AUGGCGAACACGAAGCGGAAUAAAGUCCUCAUCAAGGGCUCUAUUCCCACAAUACAUGCAGUUGUGUCAGAAGUUUCGGUAGAAUUAACGGAUCGCAAGAAGCGUCAGGUAAGCAGUGAUUUUCAGUCAUCUUUCGAUAAGGUCAAACGUAAUCGAUCAGAAUUUAUUAUAUUUUGGCUAUAGUUGAGACGUGAUGUAUUGACAGAGUACGAGAUGGAAGCGAAAAAGAGGAAAGUCGAAGAGGCGAGAGCAUCAAGUUCUAACUCGUUAGAUUUUCACGAUGUUGUUGAUGAUAGAGUUGAGAAAAAUCCGUGCUCCGAUUCAAGUGACAUUCAUGAGAGCUCCAUCAAUACAAUUUCCACUGCAUCCAAUGUUACAAUUGCUGCUCCUCUUCUGGCAUGUACCACCCAUUUGACUUCACCAGUUGCCUCAACAUCCGCAAAUAUUAGCUGUACAACGUUGAUCAGUGAAACACCUCUCUCCGCUGUUACUCCAUUCCGAAUCUUAACUCCACUGCAUGGCAGCUCUUGUGUAGACUGCAUGCACAAAUAAAAAGUGAGAACCUUGCAGAAACAAGUUAGGCGCUUGAAGACCGCAGUGAAAGAACAGAAAAAGGAGAUAAGGGAGCUAAGAAGUGUGAGUACUGAAAUAAAUCAUCUUAUUAUUUUGUUUAUUCUCUUGUACCUUCGCAUCAUGUAGAAAAUCAUUGUCCAUAUUCAACACGCAUUAAUACAUUAUUAUGCUGUGAAUUACUCAAACAUACAUGUUUAAGGAUUUUUCAUUCAUGAAGACAACAACUUUUGAAUCCCCUUUGAUGGUUUGCACUAAACAGAAGGUGACUGAAACAGAAACUGAGGAGGAAAAUGUCAUAGAGGAGGAACGUGGGCCUGAGGAUUUGUUUGUUUGGUCAAGCGCUUGGAGUGAUACAGAAACAGAAACAAAGGAUGGGGAUUGGAAGUUGUAGAGGGGCUCCACAGAUUCCACUGGAGAGGAUGAGACUGAAGAAGAUCCAUCAGAUGAAGAUUUAGAGAAGGAUAUCAGGUGGGUACUAUUCGUAACAACCUUCUUUGCUUUAUUAUAUUCAUAAUCUUUUUCUUAAAUAAUGAAAUGCAUUCAUUUACUUCUAAAAUAUAAUUUUCUGCUCCAUUUUAAAGACUGUUUUUAUGAUUACUCUGGAACAUAUGGGCAUAUCCUCUUGCAAACCAGACUUGAAAAAUAAUGGAGAAUUGCUCAAAUUGCACACAGUCACUUUCAAUAUCUUCAAAGCAACCAGGAAAUAUAGUAGAUAGGCAUCAAAGUAAAUAAUUGGACAUCAUAUGAUUCAAAUGACCAAGACACACUUUAAAUUUUGCAGAGUUGAUUCUGACACUCCUGGGUAUGAUGAACCCAAGUUCAUCAUGUUCUACAGCAUGCUGUUGCAACUGUUUACAAUGUUCUGUUUCAACUGCAAAGGAAAUUCUCCAAAAGCUAGAAUGAGGCAGUGUGGAACCCUGGUCAAAGUGACUCAGACUUGUUCACAAUGUCACCAAGAGUACUCUUGGAAAUCACAACCAACUGUUCUGGGAAAAUUCCUUGCUGGUAAUAUCCUAUCGAAUUCUGGAGUCUUGGUGGCUGGUGCAUCUAUAAGCAAGGUCUUGCUGGUGUUCCGUCAUAUGGAGCUCUGUGGAUAUUCUGGCUGCACCUUUUUUCAACAUCAAAGAUCUUUCCUGCUCCCUGCUGUCCUUCUAUACUGGGAAAGAUAUCAGGCUAAUCUGAUAGAGAGUAUAAAGAAGAUAAAAAAUGUGGCUUGGAGUGGGGAUGGCAGGUUUGACUCCUUGGGGCACUCUGCCAAAUAUGGAGUGUACACAAUGUUUUGUACCACAAUCUUGAAGGUUGUCCACUUUGAAUUAGUUCAGGUAAGUUUUGUAUGAAUACUGGUUAUUAGUGUAUACCACACAGGUGAAUAGUGCUUUUCAUGUGUGCUGAUUGGCUAGUUGGAAGUGGCUAGCAGAUACUAUUCACCUCCUCAACUGAAGAGACAAACAUGUGUCUCAACAAUGUAAUUUUUCAAACCUUUUCUUGGUUUCUGGGUUUCUGUGUAGUAUAUACCUAAAUAAUUAUGAUAUAAAUUAUGGGUUCCCUGAAAUGGAAUGGUCUGAUGAAUAAUUUACAAAAUGAUAAUGAUAUUAAUAAUAAUAAUAAUAAUAAUAAUAAUAGUAAUAAUAAUAAAAAUUACAAGAACCCAUGAUUUGUAUGGUAUUUCCUGGUGGUUUGAUAACCUUUAUUUUCUUGUUUGUCUCAGGCAAAUGAAACUGGAGGCAGUCAGCAGACUGAACUGGAAGGAGCGAAGAGGUGUCUUCCUUUUUUGUAGCAGCUUGGUUUGCUAAUUGGUAUUUUUGUGUCAGAUAGGCACAGAGGCAUUGCAAAAUGGAUUAGGGAGAACUGUGUCAACACCAAGCACUAUUUUGAUAUAUGGCAUGUGGCAAGAUCACUAGGGAAAAAGUUGUUGGCUCUGAGUAGAGAGAAAGGAUGUGAAAUUAUAAAAGAGUGGAUGAAGGGAAUAAGAAAGCAUCUCUACUGGUGUGUAACCUCAACAAAGGCUGGGUUUGAGUCCCACAUCCUUGCCACAGGGAAUUCAUUAUUGCGUCAUGUCAGCAACAAGCACAAUAACCACCCAGAUCCACUUUACAAACAGUGCUGUCAAUGACAGCUUGAACCCAGGAGGUGGAUUAGAGUUGGUAUGAACAUCAAUAAUAUACUGCAUAUCUUUUUCAACUUGCCAUUGCCAGUUCUGUUUUUGUUUACAAUACCCCUUAGGCAAAUAACUUAAUCCACUGUUGUCAACAAACUAGACCAUUGUGUAAUUUCUUGCGUAUUUACCUUUAACAGGAACUGAAGCAUUUGACAAACUGAAACUGCCGUUGACCAAGAAAAUGUUACUGAAUGACAUAAAGAAACUUUCACCAGAUGCCCAGACAAGUUGCCUUAAAGGCUUCCAUGCGACCUUGAACUAUUGGCAUCCUAAAAUGACUUGUUUUACUUGGCUGGGGACUCUCAGCAGGUAA
Molecule: messenger RNA, 3044 nt
Organism: Pocillopora meandrina
Lineage: Eukaryota; Metazoa; Cnidaria; Anthozoa; Scleractinia; Pocilloporidae
Source: the annotation of a GenBank genome assembly